Molecule: messenger RNA, 3063 nt
Organism: Hyposmocoma kahamanoa
Lineage: Eukaryota; Metazoa; Arthropoda; Insecta; Lepidoptera; Cosmopterigidae
Product: GATA-binding factor A-like
Exons: 8
Coding region: 283-1455 (390 amino acids)
Biological process (GO): negative regulation of transcription by RNA polymerase II; cell fate commitment; positive regulation of transcription by RNA polymerase II
Molecular function (GO): zinc ion binding; DNA-binding transcription factor activity, RNA polymerase II-specific; RNA polymerase II cis-regulatory region sequence-specific DNA binding
Source: RefSeq, a predicted model, not a curated record
CGCGCGCGCAGUUGCCGGUACACGUGUAUCUGAUCGAGCGAUCGCCGAUAACGCGACUCGCAGUGACUAAAGUGCUGACUCGGCGGUAUCGUGUUCCUCCGCUGCGGUCUUGCCAGCCGGACGGUUGCCGUAGUUAUAUCGGUCAGUGCUUCCUUUAGGUACUUGUGCGGAAGAAUUGUGCCGUCUGUUAACACGAACACCUGCUUCUUCAGACAACAGAAUUGUUCCUGUGUCGAGCUGAAAAUGACAUCGCACUGAACGGCACCAGAAAAAACCGGCAGAAUGUUCGGCGGACAAGGCGGGGGCGCGGGCGCGGGCUACGGCAGCGUAGGAAGCGAGUGCGGCGACGGCUACGCGCUGGGCUACGCUGCGGCGGGCAGCCGCUACGCUCACUUCCCGCACCAGAACGUGUGGCACCACCACGCCGCCGCAGCCGCAGCGACUGCGGCGCACCACGAUCAGUACCCAGGUGGUGGCGGCGUGGGCAGCGUGGGCAGCGUCGGCGGCGUGGGCGGCGUGGGCGGGGCCAUCUACGGGCAGAACAUGGUGAUGGGCUCGUGGUGCGCGCCCUACGACGCACUGCAGCGGCCCUCGGCUUACGAUGGUGUACUGGAGGCAUACGAGGAGGGGCGCGAGUGCGUCAACUGCGGCGCGAACAACACGCCGCUGUGGCGGCGCGACUCCACCGGCCACUACCUGUGCAACGCGUGUGGCCUGUACCACAAGAUCAAUGGCGUCAAUCGGCCGCUGGUCAAGCCGAGCAAACGGCUGUCGGCGGCGCGACGGCACGGGCAGUGCUGCACGAACUGCGGUUCACGAAACACAACGCUGUGGCGACGCAACAAUGACGGAGAGCCCGUCUGCAAUGCCUGCGGCCUCUACUACAAGCUACACGGUAUCAACCGACCGCUAGCGAUGCGAAAAGACGGCAUUCAGACGAGAAAGCGAAAACCGAAGAAGAGUACCGCCAACGGAGCGAAGCCAGCCGUUGAUGCCAACAAGAAAGAGGGACACAACUCCCCGGGGAUCGACGAGAGCAAGCCCAACCUGCCGGAGGGGGCGCUGCCUCCGAGCGCGGCCCUGGCACACGCGAAACAGCGCGAGCCGCUGCCCGCGCCAGACGCCUCCCCGCACGGCCACGGCCACGGCCACGGCCACGGCGGCCACCACGCCGGUGCCCCUCACGGCCACGGCGGCCACAGCCAGUACGGGCUGGCGUUGGGCGGCGCGGGCUUCCUGUCGCCGCCGGCGCUCUUCAACAUCAAGAGCGAACCCAGCGCCGCCUCCGGCUACGACUCGUACGCGCACGCCACGCCGCCGCAGCAUUACCAUUCGCAUCAGCAUUACUUGCACGCGCUCCAGUACGGCCUGGGCAACAGCGAGGAGGAAGAGGGCAGCGGUUUCCUGCACCAGCGCAACGUGACAGCGCACGCCAAACUCAUGGCGUCCACGUAGCGGCGGCGCCGACCUCCGCUUUGCGCCUUUGCCGAGGGCCGUAAACGCCUUGACGCAGAUCUCUGACACUAGCGCAAUUCGCUAGUCUCGUAGUGAUUCACCCCCCCGCGCUGCACUUGUUAAACCGGCCAGUAUUCGAGUGCCUUCUUUAAACUCGCAGCGUCUGCAUCGAGUGAACUUUAAUGGGGAUGUUUGUCCUUUACUUCUCGCUUGAAGAUCUCGAUCUCAACAGACUCUUAAGGUUUCCAACCCCUUGUUACUGCCAUACGUUAGUGGCAAAUAGAAGUGUUUUGUUUUGUUUUAAGGUUAAUGGUAAAUUUGAACUCGACUGACCGACUAUCGAUGAAUAUAGAUUAUAAUAGAUUAUUUAGAUAAAAUUUAUUGCGUGUGUAUUUAAUCAGAUAGAAUGUACAGUCAAGAGCACAUCAAGCCAGACUUCGAACCGUUCUUAUAGAGUUCGAUUAAAAUUAUGUGUCAAGCUUGAUGUACACUUGACCUGUUUCGCCGUAUGUUACGUAUAAAUAGCAAUGCAGUGCCCUCAUCCGCAGUACCUACCCUGUAAAUAGUAUUUUAUUAUAAUAAUCUGUUAACAGACCACACUUAUUAUAAUACGUACCUAUAUACUUGAUUUUAAUAACUAUAGACGUAUAAACAUAGAAGUAUGACAUGUUUUAACUUUUGUAUUCGUCUCGCAUAGAAAGCAACUACUUGUCUAAAGACGUCACUCUGAAUUAACCAGCAGUUCUAAAUAGCCCAGUUAUUAUUCUCAUUUAAGUCUCUCUUCGUAGCGUUUGUGGUGGUGUAACAGAGGUGAUUAUUAUUGUUUAUUCAAAUGAUCGUGAAUGUUUGGGCUUCCUGUGGUUGUACUAUACAUACUGCUGUGUUCAGGCAGAGUCGAGUAGGUAAUUUAAAGUAAAACCAAUUCGGUAUAAAUAGGACAUAAAGCGUUCUUUAACCAACCACGAAAAUUGGUUUCUUCUCAUUCUACGACUGUAGUUGUAGCAGCCUUUUCGGUAGGUACCUACUUCCUUAAAAGUAACCAAGACUAUGCUAUAUUUCAGUUUUAAUUACAUAUUGUCAGAUAAUUAGUACUUUUAUACAUACACGAGUAUUGCGAUUCACAUUCAUCGACUUUCUUAUGUUAAUUAUGUAAAUAGAACUUAGAGUAAUAGUAAUUACAGUAUUCCCCGAGUAUAAACAGUAUUUAAAAUAUCUCACUAAGCAUUGUGAUAACUUCACUAAAACUUUGGAUUGUUAUAAAUUUAAAAAACUAUUCGCGUAGAUAUUUGUUGUAAAGUUUUCUAUUCUUCGUUCUUGUACAAAAGAUUGUAAACGUGAAAACUUCUACAGUGACAUGCAAAUUUUAGUCAAGCCUUUCCGGCGGUCAUCGUUACGUAGAACAACGAAGACGCGCCGCUUAGAAGCGUGCGUAUCGCGCGAAACUGCGAGGUGUAGUAUAGGUUGUAAGUAAAAUAAAAUGGCAUUUAUGAAUAGUGUAUAUAUUUAGUUAGCUAUAAUAUAAAUUAGAACAAGAACAUCCGACAUGGGUCGCACAGUUGUCACAUGGAUACAAAUUUUGCAAUAAACGUAUUACGUCGGUAAAGCUAC